AUGGAGCAAGAUGAGGUGCAAGAUGCCGAGGACUUUGAUCCUACAGAGGUGUUCACCGUAGAAGAUAUGCUAGCAGAGGAUGGAAUCUUAGAAGAUAUGAUACAAGCGGAAUUGAAGGCCUACAUCGAUGGAGAAGCAUCAACAGUAUCUCGCCGUCGCCGACAAACUGGACCGCGCAGGCCUGGGUCCUGGGAUCCCGAGGUUCCGCCCGGUCGCCGACGGCGGCGCAGCUGCUGCUGCCGUCUCGCCGUGAGGCGCGGCGGCGAACGCACGAACCACCACUGCGACUGCGAGCCAUCGUCCCACUACCACGCGAUCGCAACUAGUGCCGUCGCAUUAGCUGGAUUGCCGAACAACCUCCGCGCCCGCUACGGCGCGGGCUUGGUACUUCUGUCCAUGGCGGCAGACGUCUCGACUCCCGGCGGCGGCGCGUAUGGAAGAAGGUCGCAAACCCAUGGGAUGAUUGUUUCGCCUGGACUCGCGGCCGUGCGGGACCAGGCAAGCAGUGGCAUCCACGAACCAAUUGGGUUAGCUGGAUUUUGUUUAUUGGGAUUCAUUUCGACGACCUUUAAAGGGGUGGGGUGUACAGCCAUAGGAUUAUUGUUACCAGACUUCAGAUAUGAUGCACUGCUACCUGGAUUGCCAGGACGGCCUCUGGUGAGAACUUUGAAGGACUAG
Miscanthus lutarioriparius is the source of this 678-nucleotide messenger RNA. Lineage: Eukaryota; Viridiplantae; Streptophyta; Magnoliopsida; Poales; Poaceae. The record is from the annotation of a GenBank genome assembly.